Messenger RNA from Astyanax mexicanus (Mexican tetra), 717 nucleotides. RefSeq names its product molybdopterin synthase catalytic subunit. Bases 92 to 577 code for a protein of 161 amino acids. Gene Ontology annotation, molecular function: molybdopterin synthase activity. Lineage: Eukaryota; Metazoa; Chordata; Actinopteri; Characiformes; Acestrorhamphidae. The transcript is spliced from 5 exons. Gene Ontology annotation, biological process: Mo-molybdopterin cofactor biosynthetic process. Gene Ontology annotation, cellular component: cytosol. The record is from RefSeq and is a predicted model, not a curated record.
UCUGGGUGAUCAGCGUGUGAUCCUGAGGGACGGGGACGAGGUCGCCAUCAUCCCCCCUCUCAGCGGAGGAUAACUGAGCUUUAACACCGUGAUGGCUGAGGACGGAGGAGGAGGAGGAGAUGUGAUUAAGCUCAGCUCUGAUAAGCUGUGUGUGGAAGCUGUAUCUGAUGCAGUGAGAUGUUCCUCCUGUGGAGCCGUAUCAUUAUUUAUAGGGACCACCAGGGACAGUUUUGAGGGGAAGAGGGUGGUCCGGCUGGAGUAUGAGGCCUAUGUGCCCAUGGCCGAAUCUGAACUGAAGAAGAUCUGCUCUGAAAUUAGAGUGAAAUGGCCGAAUGUCCGACACAUCUGCAUACACCACAGACUGGGUUUGGUUCCCAUUACAGAAGCCAGUGUUAUAAUCGGGAUCUCAUCACCACACCGCAGCGAUUCACUGGAGGCUGUGAAGUUCUGCAUAGACACUCUAAAAGCUACCGUUCCUAUCUGGAAGAAGGAAGUCUAUGAGUCAGAGGAGCCCUGCUGGAAAGAGAACAAGGAGUGUUUGUGGGGAGGAAAUGGAGGCGGGGCCACACCAAGCUGACCUUUAGACUGUCCAAUCAGCUGCAGCGCUUUUAUCUUAUCUUUUGUCUCAUCCAAGUUUUUAUUGAGAAAAAAAACCAUCAAACACAGAAAUGUAAAGAUAUCAUCAAUGAAAGAAUUACAAUAAAAUAUUUAAUAACA